Entamoeba histolytica HM-1:IMSS is the source of this 2265-nucleotide messenger RNA. RefSeq lists its product as uncharacterized. The transcript has a single exon. Gene Ontology annotation, cellular component: endosome. NCBI's taxonomy places the organism in Eukaryota, Evosea, Mastigamoebida, Endamoebidae. Gene Ontology annotation, biological process: endocytic recycling. The record is from RefSeq and is a predicted model, not a curated record. Bases 1 to 2265 code for a protein of 754 amino acids.
AUGACACAAAACGAAGACCCUUUAACUCGUUUAAGAAGCAGUGAAUUAGCAACAGUAAGAAAAGUAAAACAAUACACCCCAUCAGAAGGGACUAAUGAAAAAGAAAUCAUUCAAAUUUUAAAUUUUGGUAUUUCUCAAUCAACAACAUUUGCAAAUUUCAUUUCUAAAAUUGUUAAAGCAAAACAAGAAUUAAUACCCUGUGUAUCAUCAAAUAAUAUAACUAAAAUUAUUAAUAUUCUUGCUCCAUUAAUUGAUAGUUUAUGUGGUAAUCUAAAACCAGCAGUAUACGCUUCAUUACAUGAUUAUAUUACUUCACUUCUUUCAACUUUUUCAAAAGAAUUACAAAACAAAUUAUAUUUAUUACAUGCCAAUGAGCAAUUAAACUUAUUAUCAAAUUACGAAGAAGCAAUUGACUCAGUAACAAAGAAUCAUCUUUCAAAUUUAUAUCUUCAUUCUGUUAUUUUAAUUCUUAUAAAACCAUUUCUUUCACCAAAUGACCUCAAAACAAAACAAACUAACAUCAUUAAUGAAAUAGGAUUUAUUCCUAUUAACUUUGGAGUUGAACAAUAUGUUUGGUUUAUGACUAAACAAGGAUUUAUAUGGAGUACUUUACUUCAAACUUUAAUUAAUAUUGAAAACAAAAAUGGAGUUGGUGAUCCUACAGUCACUCAUUGUUUAUUCCGUGUUGUAGGUGAGAUGGGAAUACCUUUAGCUGAAUAUAUAUCUCUAUCAAGUGAUAGUCAAACACUUUCAGGUAUUAUAAAAGGAAUGACUGCCAAUGAAGUAUCACAUGAAGCAAUUAUAUUAUUUAAUGCAAUUAAUAAAACAACAAAUACAGUAGAACUUAAAUUAAAAGCUAUUUGUACAUUAGGAAGAGCACUUGGAAAAGCAAUAAAGUUGGAUAAUGCAGAAGAUAUUAAUAUUGAAAUGUGGAAAUUAGCUUCGAAUAUUAAUACCAGUGAAGAAAUGAUUAAAUUUUCAAUUGAUCUUAUUGGAUGUACUGCUCUUCAUUGUUCAAUUAAAACAUUAGACAGAGUUUUACGAUCAAUUGGUAACAAACUUGAUAAAUUUGGAACAAAACAAGCUGAUAAAUUAGAUAAAAUAAUAUUAAAUGCUAUUGCUCCAUUAACUGGAAGACAAUUAUGUAGUAUUCUUAGUUGCGAUGGUAUGUCAAAAAUGUUUGAAUUUUUAAGUAUUGAACAACAAGAGAGUAUCGCAUCUCCAUUAUUUAUUAAAGUUGAAUUGCUAAGAUAUGAAAGAAAAGUUCCUUUAAAUGACAUUCGAACAAUUCAAAUUUUACUUCGAUUAGGACAACAUUUAGAUUCAAAAACAAGAAUAGAAAGAAUGUCUUCUUCACCUGAAACAGAAAGAGCUAUUAUGUAUUUUAUAGAAUGUGUAGAUUUCGGCAAAAAUCUUGAUCGUCAAAUGACUUUUUAUAGUGAUUGUAGACAAUCAUUCUUUCAUUCAACUACUAUCAAAACAUUAUUAAUUCAUUUAACCUUAAGACUAACUGUUUAUUCACAAAUAUUACCUUCAAAAGAUACAAGAAAAUCUUUUGUAAGAGGAAGUCUUGCAUUUGUUUAUUGUACAAUUUUUGAAUUAAGUUCACCAUUUGAAAUAGGUAAAUUAGCAGUAUUAGGAUGUUCUGUUUCAUUAAAAGUUGAAUCAUUUGCACAAGCAGAUACGUUUAUGAAAAUUGCACUUUCAAUAGUUCAAGAAAGAAAAGAAGAAUUAGAGUUAGAUCAAUUAAGAACAUUAUUAAAAGAAAUAUGGGGACUUUCAUUAGCAUAUCCUGAUAAUACUCCUCUUGAAGUUCCAAUUCAAUUAAUGAAAAUACAAAUUGGAAAAGGUAUUGAAGAUAUAGAAUAUUUAUGUGGAGUAUUACAAAUGAUUGUAUCUUUUUCUAUGCCAUCAUUUUUAUAUCAUAUAGAAAAUGUUGAAUCUGAUGAUACAUUAUUUAGUGGUGAUACUACUUAUAUUGAAGAAAAUGGAAAUCUAUUAAUUAAUAUCAUAUCAAUGAUAAAAGAACGUAUUCUUAAUGAAGAAUUAGUUGGAAACGACAAAAUUCGAGGAAUUGGUUUAUUUGUUGAUACUCUUUUAACUGUGACUGAGCCAAAUGAAAAGUUAUUAAGAUUUUGUGACAAACUAAUAACAUCUAUUCAACCAAUAAAUUCUCAAUUACAAUAUGCAAAAUAUCUAACAAAAAUAUCAAAUAAACUUCAACAAACAAUUGAACAAUUAGAAAAUAGUUCAAACGAAGAAUAA